CGUGUUAGCUAGGCUGGCUCACAGUAGCCUAGCUAGCUGGCUGCAGUCAGCAGAGUUUACAAUCGAUUCCGACUGGAUACUAGCAAUAUCGAUGGAUACAAAUUGAUUUUCGACAAGAAUGCAUUAAUGUGCAUAUGCUUAAACUGUGUACAUGUGAAUUAUGGUGUGGAGAGUGCAGUGACAACACAGUCCGUAACAUGCGAGAUUAUAAGAACAAUAUAUAUAUAUGUGCGUUUUAAAGUAACAGCUAGCUAGGUAGCGCUCUAUCCAAUUAAUGGUGGCUUCGUUGAUCCAUUUUGUGUGUUUCGUCCUCGUCUGUAUUGGGGGAAAAUGAAGAAGUUCAAUAUUAGAAAAGUGCUGGACGGCUUGACUGCUUCUUCAUUUUCUUCUGCAUCACCACAACCGGGAACUAGUCAAAACGAUGUGAUCCAAGACACUCUACUGUCGGAGCAUUUUCAUCUCUGUAAGACUGUGCGCCAUGGCUUCCCUUACCAGCCCUCCUCCAUGGCCUUUGACCCUGUGCAGAAGAUUCUGGCCAUCGGGACUCAAAGCGGAGCUGUGAGACUUUUUGGCCGUGCGGGUGUGGAGUGUUACUGUCAACAUGAGAGUGGUGCAGCUGUCAUCCAGCUCCAGUUCCUGGUCAAUGAGGGGGCGCUAGUCAGUGCCUUAGCUGAUGACAGCAUUCACCUGUGGAACCUGAGACAGAAGCAGCCAGCUAUCCUGCACACUCUCAAAUUCAACAGGGAGAGGAUCACGUUUUGUCACCUGCCCUUCCAGAGUAAAUGGCUGUACAUCGGAACAGAGAAAGGAAACAUCCACAUCGUCAACAUUGAGUCCUUCACACUCUCAGGCUACGUUAUCAUGUGGAACAAAGCCAUCGAACUUUCCUCCAAGUCACACCCUGGGCCUGUGGUUCACAUCAGUGAUAAUCCUAUGGACGAGGGAAAGAUUUUGAUUGGAUUUGAAUGUGGGACUGUUGUGUUGUGGGACCUGAAAUGCAAAAAAGCUGACUACCGCUACAAUUAUGAUGAGGCUAUCCACUCAGUAGCCUGGCACCAUGAGGGCAAACAGUUCACCUGCAGCCACUCAGAUGGAACUCUGACCACAUGGAACGUACGCGUCCCUGCCAAGCCUACAAUCACCAUCACACCACACGGUAAGGAGCCCAAGGAUGGAAAGAAGCCAGAACCAUGCAAACCUAUCCUCAAAGUGGAGUACAAAACGACAAGAGCUGGGGACGCCUUCAUGGUCAUGUCUGGAGGCCUGUCCUAUGACACAGGGUGCAGGAGAGCCUGUUUGACGGUGAUGCAUGGGAAGAGUACUGCCGUCCUGGAGAUGGACUAUCCCAUCGUAGACUUCCUCACGCUCUGCGAAACACCUUAUCCUAAUGAUUUCCAGGAACCUUAUGCUGUAGUUGUCCUUUUGGAAAAGGAUUUAGUUGUCAUCGACCUUAGACAAAUUGGAUACCCAAUAUUUGAGAACCCGUACCCUCUGUCGAUCCACGAGUCUCCAGUGACGUGCGUAGAGUAUUUUGCCGACUGCCCUCCUGAACUCAUACCUGCACUUUACUCUGUGGGCUCCCGGCAAAAAAGACAGGGUUACAGUAAGAAGGAAUGGCCAAUAAGUGGUGGUAACUGGGGCCAAGGCACACUGAGCUACCCUGAGAUCAUCGUCACUGGACAUGCUGAUGGAUCAAUCAAGUUUUGGGAUGCUUCUGCAAUAAUGCUCCAAGUACUGUACAAGCUGAAGACCGCUAAGGUGUUUGAGAAGGCUCUAAAGGGUGGUAAGGAGGAGAAGCCAAGCACAGAGAUAGUGGAUGAGGAUCCCUUCGCCAUCCAGACCAUGUCGUUGUGCCCAGAGAGCAGGAUGCUGUGUGUGGCUGGAGUCUCUGCCCACGUCAUCAUCUAUAGGUUCAGCAAACAGGAAAUAACCACUGAGGUGGUACAGCUGUUGGAGGUGCGUAUGCAGUGUGAGCUGAAUGAUGUGGAUUCUCCAGACCCUGCAGGAGAGCAUCCUCCCACCCCAUCUACCCCAGUACCCCCCUCCUCCUCCUGCCCAACCCAGGAGGGAGACCUCCCUGAGACCCAGCCCUCCACCACCGAUGACGGGCCCCGGGAUAAUGUACCAUGCCUCAAGGUCCGGAGCACCCCUCUGAAGCAGUCUCCGGGUUACCAGGUGGAGCUGGUCAUUCAGCUGGUCUGGGUUAGUGGGGAGCCGCCUCAGCAGAUCACCAGCCUGGAUGUCAACUCCUCAUACGGACUUGUGGUGUUUGGCAACAGCAACGGUCUGGCUAUAGUGGACUACCUUCAGAAGACCCUCCUCCUGAACAUGGGCACAUCAGAGCUGUACAGUCCCUCAGACCCCUACCAGAGACCGUCUCGGUCGCCUCGCAAGACACGACAGCCAUCUGGGGCUCUCGGUGAUAACAACCAUGGAAACAACGCUUUAGAGGAGAAAAGCAACAAAUCACCAACGUCAGUAGGCUCUACGUCACCCACCAAUUCAGACGAUGAACACAAACAGCAAAGGUUCAUAGAGAAGGUGAAGUCCAAAAGCAGGCGGUUUUCCAAGACGGUUGCCAAUGACUUUGCCAAGAUGUCAAGGAAAAUUAGCUCGCCUACGGAUCAAAAGACAGACCUGGAUGCCAAGGACAGGUUGUUCAGCCGCUCGAGGAGCUCCAGUGUGACCAGUAUAGAGCGGGAGUCCCGCGAGGCCAUCUCCUCCUUCCACUUCAGUGAGAGUUUCCCCAGGAAGACAGACAGCAGUGGUAGCCCCAGUCUGUGGGUGGGUACUACCCAGGGCACUGUUCUGGCCCUGGCUCUAAUCCUGCCACCCACAGGGGACCAGAGGCUUCAGCAACCUGUCAGAGUAUCAUCUUGUGGUACUCUGGUCAGACUAAAAGGAGCUAUCCUGACCAUGGCUUUCCUGGACUCCCUUGGGGCGGUCCUCCCCCCUUCCUACGAGCCGUGGUCGGAGCCCAACCCUCCGGACGAGGAGAAGGAGAAGGUGAGGAGGCGCCGGCCGUCCUCCCCACCCCCCACCCAGGAGGGUCAGGACAGCCAGUAUGCUGUGGUGUGCUCAGAGAAACAGGCCAAGGUGGUGGGCCUUCCCUCCCAGUCCUGCUUCUUCAAACACAACAUCACAGAGAGCUCCUUCGUGCUGAGAGCUGACGUGGUGCAGAUGGCUGCUGGACUCUGCCUCGCCUGCUUCUGUGCUAAUGGACACAUCAUGACUCUGAGUCUACCCAGUCUCAGACCACUCCUGGAUGUGAACUACCUUCCCCUGACCGACAUGAGGAUAGCCCGGACCUUGUGCUUCUCCAACCUGGGCCAGGCCAUGUACCUCACCUCCCCCACCGAGAUACAGAGGAUCACAUACAGCCAGGAGACCUGCGACAAUCUACAGGAAAUGAUGGGAGAGUUGUUUACACCGAUAGAGACGCCUGAGGCUCCUAACAGAGGUUUCCUCAAGGGCCUGUUUGGGGGAGGAGCUCAGUCCCUGGAUAGAGAAGACCUGUUUGGUGAGACGGCGGCGGGUAAGGCAUCUCGUAGCCUGGCGCAGCACAUCCCUGGGCCCCAGGGCAUGGAGGGCAUGAAGGGGGCAGCCUCGGGAGUGGUGGGGGACCUGGCCCGUGCCCGGAUAGCCCUGGACGAGAGGGGGCAGAAACUGGGCGAGCUGGAGGACAGAACCGCAGCCAUGAUGGCCAGCGCUGACUCCUUCUCUAAACACGCUCAUGAUAUGAUGCUGAAGUACAAAGAUAAGAAGUGGUACCAGCUCUGAUGGCAGCGAGAGGAGACAGUGGGACUCAGUUGUCUUCUUGCACCACUUCAUCAUCUACAGGAGAUGCAGCUCCUUCUCCUCCUCCUCUUCUUCGAACAGACUGAUGCUUUCUUCCUAGCAGCACAAUAAAACACUCUGCAUUACCUCAGUCACCUGGUUAUCAAUGAGGAGGAGUAGACUAACAGACAGAUAAACAGACAGACAGGAAAGUUAUUCUGGAUGUUUCUUUCUAGGUCAUCUGAAAGAGAUUGUUAAUUUCCUUAACACACAAGAUGAGAGGAGACUCAAUGUAUCGGGGCUGCUCCUAUGUUUUAUCGGUCAUGUUCUCAUCUGUUCAGCUGUUUUGUUGUCCAAGAGGUAAGACAAUUCUACACAAAAUGAGUACUGUUAGGUUACAUGUGAUUACCUGUGCAGUGUCCAGGUGAGGCGUUGUCUGCUCUUCAGUGUCAACCAAUCACAAUGGACCUCCAAGGGGAGUCUCCUGUGUGUGGAGGAAGCUCCAUGGAAACCACAGUCAGUGGAGCCAGCUCUGCUCCUGAAGUCCCAAUAUCUAUAGCGAUGGUUAUGAUAGGAUGAAUCAGCAAUUGAUUCACCCCCUCUGUGUUUCGUCUCAAGUCUUUGUUUUUUCUCUUCUGAUUUACGUUUUUCUUUCAUGUGAGGCUUUGUUUGUCAUCUUUAUUUGAGACAGUUUUUGUUUUUCAGGAGUCCAUCCAAGCACUUAAUUAACCAUGAGUUUAUUAACAAGUUAUAUUGAUGGUGUGAUAGGUUCUUAUCUCUUCUCCUACUUACAGUAGGCCUGGUUAUACGUUAUCACGGUUAGUUUGCCUAUCAGAUUUGUUUUGAAGCAAGAAGUCAAAUACUGCACAGUUCAUGUUUGUUAACUGAAAGGUCUUUAAAAAAAAAAAGUGUAAUUUAUCAUGGGGAGUAAGUUAUCAGCUGUUGUGUGUUCUCAGUGCAAACAUUACAGGCUCUUACUGAACCCACUAGACAAAAUGAGAUCUACAUUGAUAUGAUCAAAACUUGAAGGAUUAGUAUGUUGAACACACUUUGCAGCUUAUGCUGUAUAUAGUUCUAUCUUACUAAUAGAGGUAUGGCCAUAGAAUGAAGUCAGUGCCAGUGUUGUUUUUUUUGUUCUGGGCUCUGAUUGGCUGAGACAUGGAGUUGAGGUUAAUGUUCUGGGCUCUGAUUGGCUGAGACAGAGUUGAGGUUACUGUUCUGGGCUCUGAUUGGUUGAGAGAUAGUUGAGGGUAAUGUACAACGGAUUCUGGAGAAGUUGCCCCUAGAUGCUGAUCUUGGGUCAGUUUAGCAUUUUCCUCACUAAUGGUUAGGAUUGGGGGAGGGGCUUCUAGCUGAACCUAGAUCUGUACCUAGGGGAAACCUAAAGGCCUUCAACUCUUCCUCAACAUACUAAACAAUGUGGUAAUAUUGCAUUACUGUAUACAGGUUGGGUUACUCUCUGAGUCUUCUCACAAUCCUUUGAGAUACUGAUCCUAAUCUAACAAUUUGUUUCAUACCACUUGAAUAUAAUUUUCUCUCAUUGUUUAUUCAUUUUAAAUAGUUUUUAAUGUUUAGGAAAGAAAGCAUGUCUGAUCCAUCACAAGGAUACAGAUAUAGGUUAGCUGUCUUUGUAUUCGUAGCGUCAGUAGAAGAAGUGACCAAGUGCCACUUAAUGUGCAGUAAAACAUUCAUUGGUCAUUAUUCUCUGAAUCAACCACUAUCUUACAGACAACUCUCUUCUGCCUUUGCUUGUCAUGACACGGAUAUGCUAACCUCUACCUAUGUGUGUGUAUAUCUGUGUGUUUGUGAACGUACAUAUAUUCAGAUGUGUAUGGGCACAUAUUUAUACUUACAGUAUAUUUCAAAGUUUUGAUGCAUAUUUUUUUCCUUAAUGGUGUUUUUCAGCGUGACUAUUCGAUUUAGAAAUUAUUUUGCAACGUGCAUGGAGAUGCUGCCAUUUGAGUUGAGGUAGAAGCAUUUCUUUUAGUUUUUUAUUUUCCAAAUGAUUUUCCAAAUAAGAGACUACAGAUUGUUUUCACCCCAGGUUUCUGCCAAAAGCUGUAAAUAAAUAAGUAGUGCGACAAGACAACUGGAGACAAAUCUGAUAGUGUUGGUUUGAGCAAAAUGACAGGAUGUGUCCCAAAUGGCACCCUAUUCAAAAGUAGUGCACUACAUAGAGAAAAUGGUGCCAUUUGGGACACCAGAGACAGACAGGUCAGCAGCCAUGUUAUUUUCUGACACCAAAGAGUUGCUUAAUUAUAUACUGUUGUCUUGAUUUCCAAACUCCAACAGUCUGUCUGGAUGAAAUAACCCUAUAGGCCAUACUGUUUGGGAAAAUGGUGGAAUAGCUUCUCCAUGAUUGUCACUCCCUAACCUUGUAACUUGCCAUAUGUACCUGUGUGCAGAAGACCCAGGAAAAGUAGAUUUUCAGUUGACCGGAUGUGUUAUUACUCGUACUACUGAGCUACAUAUAUUGUAAAGAGCUGUUGUGUGGUUUUGCACUGUUUCAUACCUUGAACCACUUUUGUCAGUUUGUUUGUUGUUUAUAUUUGUCCUUUUUCUUGUUUUUCUCUGAGGGACCAAAACAUUAUGUGUCAUUUCCCAGUAAUAUACUGACUGGCUUCACUUUCGGAUUAGUUUUUGAUGCCAGUUAAUGAUGUUCUAAUAGAUUUAUAUCUUUGAAAAAAUAUAUUUUAAUUUCAAUAUUCCAUAUUAAUACUUUUAAUAUAAUUUAAGAAGAAUAGAAUGGUGCAUUUUAAGAUGACACAUUUUUCUCCAAAACAAUGGUUGUACAUUUUGCCCAAUAUUCAAACAUGUAAAUAAACAUUUCUGGUGAUAUUAAAUGUGUGCAUCUCAGAAUCCGCUAUAUCCCGUUUUUGGAAGAUUGUCUGUUGAGGGUGAUUUCUCUGGAUGGGCUCCCAGUAUAUUUAAAGCCACUAGAAGCAAUUCAGUCAGGUCGCAACAUAUUUGAUGUCCUUAAUGUUCUUGCACAGGAGGAUGCAUGAUCUUUAAUGUUUACAGACUUGAAAGAACCAUGUAUUCGAUAAGGUCUAUUACAACCUAUCUUGAUUGACCACAAAUUUUCUCGUAAUCAGACACUUUCAUCAGUUGAGCUGAUUGUGGUAAAUGUUUGUUUUUCCUCUGGAGUGUGAAAUACUAUUUAUUUGCUCCUUGCUAUCCGUGAUCCUUGGGACGUCCCUACCCCAUUGAAGUUGACAUUUUAAAAUGGUUAGUUAGGGUUUAGGGUAGGGACGUCCCAAUGAUCCCAGAUAGCAAUAACCAUAUUUAUUUGAUGAGAGCCAUGAUUUUGUUUUCCUGUGUUCCCCAUACUCCUUUUGCUUACCUAACAGAUCUAUUGCAACUGAAACUAUACUGUACACAAACUGCAACCAGGAGAGGCCAAAAGGUUUCUCAACCAACCAACCGCUAUACUCAUCAUCAGUCAUCUGGGAUAAAAUAUAUGUAGUUGCAGUAUUUUCUCAUGUAGGCAAUUUAUUGUACAGUUUUAUAAAGCUGCAAUUUCACAUGAA
Molecule: messenger RNA, 7307 nt
Organism: Coregonus clupeaformis (lake whitefish)
Lineage: Eukaryota; Metazoa; Chordata; Actinopteri; Salmoniformes; Salmonidae
Product: syntaxin-binding protein 5-like
Exons: 28
Coding region: 331-3780 (1149 amino acids)
Biological process (GO): regulation of protein secretion; regulation of exocytosis
Cellular component (GO): SNARE complex; cytoplasm; plasma membrane
Molecular function (GO): syntaxin binding; GTPase activator activity; myosin II binding
Source: RefSeq, a predicted model, not a curated record